Molecule: messenger RNA, 3149 nt
Organism: Salvia hispanica
Lineage: Eukaryota; Viridiplantae; Streptophyta; Magnoliopsida; Lamiales; Lamiaceae
Product: protein WEAK CHLOROPLAST MOVEMENT UNDER BLUE LIGHT 1-like
Biological process (GO): chloroplast avoidance movement; chloroplast accumulation movement
Cellular component (GO): cytosol
Source: RefSeq, a predicted model, not a curated record
AAUAAAAUAUCUAUUAUUUCCAAUUUCCACAAAAUGGGCCUAUCGUUUAACGAAUUGUGGAUGGACAUCCUUCUUCUCUGACUGUUUACAGAAGCAGGAUCCAUACACGUGUUCAUACUCACAAGUCACACCUAUAUGCUUAAUUUUCUUGAUAAAAAUUUGAUCUUGGUGAGUUUUUUUGGGUGUUGAGUGAUUUUAGGAGGGGUUGUGAUAAUUUGGAGGCUAGAAAUGAGUGUAAUUUCCUUUUUUCGGGUAAUAUUUUUUGAAAUAAUUCAUAGCUUCAGCGUUUGACCCUUUUGUCUCUUGUGGUUUCUGGUGAUUCUUGGUGCUCGGACGAGGACAGACCCUACCACUGCAGGAGAAUGGAGGGCGCAAAAGUUUUGGUUGAGGACGACCCUCCUGCGCCAGGAACUUCACCUCUGAAGGGGGACGCAGAAACCACGAGCGUUUCUUCUAGAGAGGAUUUGGCCGAAAAUUCUCCUGACGCAGGUGGGGAAACGGUAGUGGCAGAAAAUGGGUCUGCCACGCCUGCAGAUGCCCAAGACGCCACUCGCUCAGUCGAGGACGAGACGAAUAAAGAACUUGCAGAAGUAAUCAUCCCUCAAGAUAACAACAGCACCAUCGCGCACGAGAACAAAGAACCAGUCGGAGCAUCUGUUCAACCGAGCACAUCAGAAGGCGAGCCGCCAGUUGCAUCAGCCGACCUCAGGGUUAUUGCGCCUUCGUCCCUGGUGGAUGAGCAUAUACCACCAACUCCUUCAUCACCUCAAGUGAAUAACACCCCCACUUUCCGGCUGCCGAAAUUAGCGAUAAAAUCUAACAAGACUGAGAAAUUCCCCGACCAACCCGAGACGCCUAGAACUCCUAGGACUCCUAGGACUCCUAGGACGCCUAGAACACCAAAUAUCAUCGACUUCAGUAGAGCUCAAGUUGAUACGGCAGCGCCUUUCGAAUCUGUGAAAGCUGCUGUUUCGAAGUUUGGUGGGAUCGUGGACUGGAAAGCCCACCGUGUUCAGACCGUCGAGAGACGAAAAACCAUAGAAGAGGAACUCGAGAAAGCUCAAGUGGAGAUACCGUUAUAUAAGAAGCAAUCCGAGGAUGCUGAAGAGGCCAAACUUACAGUUCUGAAAGAGCUAGACAGCACUAAGAGACUUAUCGAAGAGCUGAAGCUCAAUCUCGAACGAGCACAGACAGAAGAGAAACAGGCGAAGCAGGAUUCCGAGCUUGCAAAGCUUAGGGUCGAAGAGCUGGAGCAAGGGAUUGCCGAUGAAUCCAGCAUCGCAGCCAAGGCGCAGCUUGAGGUCGCCCGAGCAAGGCAUGUGGCCGCCGUUUCAGAAGUCAAGACCGUUCGAGAAGAGCUGGAACAGCUCAGGUUGGACUAUAACGCGUUGAAAGCUGAGAAAGAUGCAUAUGUGAAGAAGGCGGAAGAAGCUAUUUCCAAGUCGAAAGAGAUUGAGAAGUCCGUAGAGGAAUUGACAAUUGAGCUUAUCACUGCGAAAGAGUCGUUGGAAUCUGCACACGCUGCGCAUCUGGAGGCGGAGGAGCACCGAAUCGGAGCAGUUAUGGCGAAAGAACAGGACAUGCUCAACUGGGAGAAGGAGAUCAAGCAAGCUGAGGAGGAUCUCGAGAAGAUGAAAGAGCAGGCUUCGUUGUCGAAGGAUAUGCAGUCGAAGUUGGAUACUGCAACUGCGUUGCUGAGAGAUUUGAAGGCUGAAUUAGCAACGUACCUCGAAUCAGAACCGCAGGGGGAACCGGCCGGAAAUUUUGAAGAUGUACUCAACGAAACGGAUAAAGCAAACCGUGGUCAAAUCGAAGCAGCUAUUUCCGCGGCUAAGAAGGAACUCGAAGAAGUGAAGCUCAAUUUCGAGAAAACGAACAACGAAGUCACCAUCUUGAAGGUGGCUGCGGUGUCGUUGCAGUCAGAGCUCGAAAAGGAGAAGGCGGAACUGACUACCAUUCAGCAGAGGGAGGGAAUGGCGUCGAUUGCAGUUGCGUCUCUUGAAGCUGAGCUGAACCGGACGAAAUCCGAAAUCGCGCUUAUUCAGCUCAGGGAGAAAGAAGACAGAGAGAAAAUGGUUGAGCUUCCAAAGAUGCUACAAAAGGCAGCACAAGAGACUGAUCAAGCAAAGACCCUCGCCCAGGCCGCUCGCGACAAGCUCAGAAAGGCGAAGGAGGAAGCUGAAAAGGCAAAGGCGGGUGCCGGCACCAUGGAGAGCAGAUUACGCGCGGCUCAGAAGGAAAUCGAAGCGGCUAGAGCUUCCGAGAAGUUGGCACUCGCAGCUAUCAAAGUAUUGACGGAGAGCGAGUCUGCUCAAAGCAACGAGGAGGAUUCGCCGGCCGGAGUAACGCUCUCGUUGGAAGAAUACUACGAGCUCAGCAAGAAGGCCCACGAGGCCGAGGAGGAGGCGAGCGAGCGCGUCGCUGCUGCUCUUGCUGAGAUCGAGGUAGCCAAGGUGUCCGAGGCGAACACCUUAAAGAAGCUGGAGGAAACCAACCGCGAAAUGGCCGAGCGAAAGAGCGCCUUGGAGACCGCUCUGCAGAAGGCCGAGAAGGCCAAAGAAGGGAAGCUAGGCAUCGAGCAAGAGCUGCGUAAGUGGAGGGCCGAGCACGAGCAGAGACGGAAAGCUGGUGAUUCGGCUCCGAGCCCGGCCCAGAGGCUAGACGCCAAGAGCCACGUCAGCACAUUCAAAUCCGCGCCGCUCCAUCAGGUGUCGAGCCCCGGCUCGUUCACGAGCAACACGGGAACGGAUACGUCUCCGGACGUCAAGCCUGCGAAGAAGAAAAAGAGAUCAUUCUUCCCAAGAAUAUUCAUGUUCUUGGGCAAGAAGAAGUCGUCCAAGUCGUUGCAGACGCUGCCGUCGUGAUCGUCUCCCCCAGUGUCAGAGACGCCUUCCCUGUAAGUGAGUUUUCUCCUUCGGAAACACCUUAAAUCUGUUGUCCAUUCUUGACAAACGUCUAUAUUUGUAUAGGAGUAUUGUUUUGUGUACAAUAGGUUGCUCAGAUCAUAAAUUUCUUUUUUUAUUUUUUCUAAUACUUGGCUGGGUUACACAGUUUGUAAUCUUAGCUUGGUGUGGCUAUAUGAGGCAUUGGAUUCUGUAACGAAACUUUUCUUUUUUACAUUCAUCAAUAUUCAAAGUUUUGUUUCUAUA